Molecule: messenger RNA, 14485 nt
Organism: Xenopus tropicalis (tropical clawed frog)
Lineage: Eukaryota; Metazoa; Chordata; Amphibia; Anura; Pipidae
Product: mucin-5AC-like
Exons: 41
Coding region: 55-14148 (4697 amino acids)
Cellular component (GO): extracellular region
Source: RefSeq, a predicted model, not a curated record
AAGGUGACAUUAUAUGGACAAAGUUUAGCUCCAACAGAAAAAAAUUAUAUAGAUAUGCACAAUGGACAUGUCUGCAGCAGCUGGGGAAACUCUCACUUUAGGACAUUUGAUGGUGACAUUUUCCAGUUUAGCGGGUCUUGCAACUACGUGUUUGCCAAACACUGUGGAAGCACUUACGAAGACUUCACUAUUCAGAUCAGACGUUCUGUGGUCGAAAAGAUUCCUGUUCUUACGCAGAUUAGUAUGAAACUUGAUGGUGUUUCUCUUGUGCUUGGGAACGGGCAGAUAACAGUUAAUGAAGAAAAGGUGGAAAUUCCAUAUAGCUUUUCUGGUAUCAAGAUAGGUAGGAAUGGCCUCUACAUCACAGUUGUCUCCAAAGUGGGCCUGCAAGUUAUGUGGAAUGAAGAGGAUGCUAUCAUGUUGGAACUGGAUAAGAAAUAUGCCAAUAAAACCUGUGGUCUUUGUGGGGACUUCAACGGGAUUCCAGUCUACAAUGAGUUUAUAAUCAACAAUGUACAACUGACAGAUGUCCAAUAUGGAAACAUGCAAAAGCUUGAUGGCCCCACAGAAACAUGUGCAGACCUCCAGGCCACUCCUAAAGUGAAUUGCACAGACUCUAGAAGCCUCUGUCAAAUAGUGUUGACAAGUUCAGCAUUUUCAAGCUGUAAUUUCCUUGUGAAUCCUUCUCAGUACAUUGAGCUUUGUGUCCAGGACUUGUGUGAGUGUUCAGGUGACAUCUUAGGUUUCUGCCUAUGCAACACAUUCGCUGAGUAUUCCAGGCAGUGUAGCCAUGCUGGAGGGCAACCAUCCAACUGGAGAACUGAACAACUCUGCCCCAUGAAAUGCAGCUUUAACAUGGAGUACAGUGAGUGUGGAAGCCCCUGCCCAAACACCUGUACCAACCCUUACCGGUCAUCAGUAUGUGACAGCAACUGUAUAGAUGGAUGCUCCUGUCCUAAAGGCACUGUAUUUGAUGACAUUGGAAACACUGGUUGCAUUCCGAAGAGCAGCUGCUCAUGUAUUCAUGAUGGAAAGACCUAUGCAUCUGGGACUGGCUACUCUGCAGAAUGCAAAAACUGCAACUGCAAUGAAGGGAUAUGGGCAUGUGAAGAUGUUGCCUGCGUAGGAACCUGCUCAGUUACUGGUGGAUCCCACAUAACCACAUUUGAUUCUAGACAUUACAGCUUUUAUGGAGACUGCAGUUACGUCCUAGCCAAGUCUUGCAAUAACAACGAAUUUAAUGUCAUUGGGGAAAUACGCAAGUGUGGCUUGACUAACACAGAGACAUGUUUAAAGGGAGUUAUCAUCAGUUUAGGGCAUGGAGAAGAUUUCAUCUAUGUUAAAGAGGGUGGCAGUUUAUAUGUGAACUCACUCUUCACCCAGGUGCCAUUUUCAUCUGCUAGUGUCACCAUCUUCAGGCCUUCCUCCUUUUUCAUCAUUGUACAGACUAGCAUUGGAUUGCAACUGCAGAUUCAGAUUGUUCCAAACAUGCAAGUCUUCAUUUCAUUAACACCAUCUGAUGAAAGUAACAUUUGUGGUCUUUGUGGAAACUUCAAUGGCAACCAAGAGGACGAUUUCAGGGUCCACAGUGGAGUGAUCGAGGGAACUGCAUCAUCCUUUGCCAAUUCCUGGAUGACACAAGCUGGCUGCCCUACAGUUACAAAUACCUUUGAGAAACCCUGUGAUCUCAGUGUUGAAAAUUUUAAUUUUGCUAAUCACUGGUGUUCCAUGUUAACUGAUACAUCCGAAGCUUUUGUACAGUGUCAUCAGAAGGUGGAUCCAAAUAUCUACAAAGAGAACUGCAUGUUUGACUCCUGCAACUGUGCUGAUAGUGAGAAAUGCAUGUGUGCUGCCAUUUCAUCCUAUGUCUAUGCCUGUGCAAGGGCAGGAAUAAUAUUAACUGGAUGGAGAGAAAGGGUCUGCUCAAAAUACACCAACUCUUGCCCUGAGUCGAUGACAUACAGCUACUCUGUGACUGCCUGCCAGCGAACCUGCCGCUCCCUCAGUGAGCCAGACACCACUUGUAAGCACUCCUUUGCUGCCAUUGAUGGCUGCGUCUGUCCAGAUGGGAAAUAUUUGAAUGACAAUGGCAGAUGUGUGGACCUUGAGAGUUGCCCAUGUUAUCACAGGGGCACACCUGUGCCAGCAGGACAAUCAAUUACUGACAAUGGCGCUAUGUGCAUGUGCACAAAAGGCACACUAGACUGCAUUGGGCAACAAGAAGAAGUCAAAGUGUGUGAUGCUCCCAUGAUAUAUUUUAACUGUGCCAAUAAGACAGCCGGGACAAAAGGAGCAGAGUGUCAAAGGAGUUGUCAAAUCUUUGACAAACAGUGUUUCAGCACUCAGUGUGUGUCUGGUUGUGUAUGCCCUUAUGGGUUGUUAGCUGAUGGAAAUGGAGGAUGUGUACCUGAGGAACAAUGUCCGUGCAUUCAUAAUAGUAAGUUCUAUGAACCAGGCUCAAGGAUCAAAGACAAAUGCAACACUUGCACAUGCCAAAACAGAGCUUGGAGUUGCACCGAUAACCCUUGCUCGGGGACUUGUACACUUUAUGGAGAUGGGCACUACACCACUUUUGACAGCAAGACAUAUUCUUUCAAUGGAGACUGUGAAUAUGUAUUGACUCAAGAUUUCUGUACAGACAACAGUGUCAGUGAUUCCUUCAAAGGUACUUUCAGAGUGAUCACUGAAAACAUCCCCUGUGGUUCUACUGGGACAUCGUGCUCCAAAGCUAUCAAAAUCUAUCUUGGAAACCGUGAACUUAUCCUUAGUGAUGAAAAACUUGACAUCAUGCUAACCAAUUCUGGAAAAUAUAUACCUUUCACAAUGCAUCAGAUGGGCAUAUUCAUGAUGAUUGAAGCAGAUAAUGGAUUGAUUUUACUGUGGGAUAAAAGGACAACUAUCAUUAUCAAACUGCAACCUGAUUUUCAGGGUAAAGUGUGUGGGCUUUGUGGAAACUAUGAUGGAAUGUCAAAUAAUGAUUUCACCACACUGACUCUGGCUGAUGCUACAGAUGUGGUACAGUUUGCCGACAGCUGGAAAUUAUCAUUGAACUGUCUCCCUGGCCAUACAGUCCAAGAUUCUUGUUCCCUCAAUCCUUACAGAAAAGCUUGGUCACAAAGAAAGUGCAGCGUCAUCACGGGACCUACAUUUUCAGUUUGUCACUCUAAGGUCGAUCCUAUGAAAUAUUAUGAAUCAUGUGUUAAUGAUGCCUGUGCUUGUGAUACUGGUGGGGAUUGUGAGUGCUUCUGUACAGCAGUAGCUGCAUACGCCCAAGCCUGCAGUGAAGCUGGAGAGUGUAUUAAUUGGAGAACACCAACCAUAUGCCCCGUAUUUUGUGAUUUCUACAACCUUGAAGGACAGUGUGAAUGGCACUACAAGCCAUGUGGACUUGAAAAAAAUUGUAUAGAGACAUGCAGGAAUCGUGGUAAAAGAUGUUAUGAUCACUUGCCUGGUUUAGAAGGUUGUUAUCCUAAUUGCCCAGAAGAAAGGCCUUUCUUUGACGAAGACACAAUGAGAUGUGUCGCAACAUGUGACUACUGUUAUCAAAGUGAAACUAGAUACAAAAUUAAUGAGGCAAUGCCUGCAGAUUCAGGAACAAAGUGCACAGAAUGCAUCUGCACAACAGAAGGCAGAGUAUGCUACAACCACACAGAAUCUAACAACACACGUUGCUGUGAAUAUGACGGUCAGCUGUAUGAGGAGAAUGAGUUAAUUUACACUACCACUGAUGGAUUAGGAGCCUGUUUUAAAUCUUACUGUGUGAAUGGAACAAGAUACCGAGUUGUUGAGGAAUGCAACGCAACUACUGUUACAACGUUACCCCCUACAACAUUUGUUUUUACAACAACAUCUCCUGUUACUGUAACCAUCGGUACACCAUUCAGCACUCCAAAUGGUACAAUGGUCACAUCAGAAACUACAAUAGCAAGUACAAUUCUUACGGAAACAACACCACCCAGCACUAAACCAAGCACUGAAACAAUUCCUUCCAUAACUGAGAUUACAAGUAUGAUAACUGUGACUGAAUUAACAGCUCUAACAGGCACUGAAUCAACUGACACAAUACAGACAAUUCCUGUCACUGAAACAUCACCAUCUAUCAUUGUCACUGGGACAACACCACCGAUUAAUACCCAAUCCUCAUCUUCAGUAAGCAUUCCACCUACAACCCCCUCAGUUGUCACUGAAACAACACCCUCAGUCAUUGUCACUGGGACAACUUCACCUAUUCACACCCAAUCAACAACCUCAGUAACCGAACCUCUUACAACCCCCUCAGUUAUCACUGAAACAUCACCCUUAAUCAUUGUCACUGGGACAACACCACCAAUUAACACCCAAUCCUCAUCUUCAGUAAGCAUUCCACCUACAACCCCCUCAGUUGUCACUGAAACAACACCCUCAGUCAUUGUCACUGGGACAACUCCACCUAUUCACACCCAAUCAACAUCUUCAGUAACCGAACCACUUACAACCCCCUCAGUUAUCACUGAAACAUCACCCUUAAUCAUUGUCACUGGGACAACUCCACCUGUUAAUACUCAAUCCGUAUCCACAGUAAGCAUUCCACCUACAAUACCCAUCAUUAUUACAGAAACUACACCCCCAAUCAUUGUCACUGGGACAACACCACCAAUUAACACCCAAUCCUCAUCUUCAGUAAGCAUUCCACCAACAACCCCCUCAGUUGUCACUGAAACAACACCCUCAGUCAUUGUCACUGGGACAACUCCACCUAUUCACACCCAAUCAACAUCCUCAGUAACCGAACCACUUACGACCCCCUCAGUUAUCACUGAGACAUCACCGUUAAUCAUUGUCACUGGGACAACUCUACCUGUUAAUACCCAAUCCACAUCCACAAUAAGCAUUCCACCAACAAAACCCAUCAUUGUUACAGAAACAUCACCCCCAAUCAUUGUCACUGGGACAACUCCACCAAUUAACACCCAAUCCACAUCUUCAAUAACCGAAUCACUUACAACCCCCUCAGUUGUCACUGAAACAACACCCUCAGUCAUUGUCACUGGGACAACUCCACCUAUUCACACCCAAUCAACAUCUUCAGUAACCGAACCACUUACAACCCCCUCAGUUAUCACUGAAACAUCACCCUUAAUCAUUGUCACUGGGACAACUCCACCUGUUAAUACUCAAUCCGUAUCUACAGUAAGCAUUCCACCUACAAUACCCAUCAUUGUUACAGAAACUACACCCCCAAUCAUUGUCACUGGGACAACUCCACCUGUUAAUACUCAAUCCGUAUCCACAGUAAGCAUUCCACCUACAAUACCCAUCAUUGUUACAGAAACUACACCCCCAAUCAUUGUCACUGGGACAACACCACCAAUUAACACCCAAUCCUCAUCUUCAGUAAGCAUUCCACCUACAACCCCCUCAGUUGUCACUGAAACAACACCCUCAGUCAUUGUCACUGGGACAACUCCACCUCUUCACACCCAAUCAACAUCCUCAGUAACCGAACCACUUACGACCCCCUCAGUUAUCACUGAGACAUCACCCUUAAUCAUUGUUACUGGGACAACUCUACCUGUUAAUACCCAAUCCACAUCCACAAUAAGUAUUCCACCUACAAAACCCAUCAUUGUUACAGAAACAUCACCCCCAAUCAUUGUCACUGGGACAACUCCACCAAUAAACACCCAAUCCACAUCUUCAAUAACCAAAUCACAUACAACCCCCUCAGUUGUCACUGAAACAACACCCUCAGUCAUUGUCACUGGGACAACUCCACCUCUUCACACCCAAUCAACAUCUUCAGUAACCGAACCACUUACAACCCCCUCAGUUAUCACUGAAACAUCACCCUUAAUCAUUGUUACUGGGACAACUCCACCUGUUAAUACUCAAUCCGUAUCCACAGUAAGCAUUCCACCUACAAUACCCAUCAUUGUUACAGAAACUACACCCCCAAUCAUUGUCACUGGGACAACACCACCAAUUAACACCCAAUCCUCAUCUUCAGUAAGCAUUCCACCUACAACCCCCUCAGUUGUCACUGAAACAACACCCUCAGUCAUUGUCACUGGGACAACUUCACCUAUUCACACUCAAUCCACAUCUUCAGUAACCGAACAACUUACAACCCCCUCAGUUGUCACUGAAACAACACCCUCAGUCAUUGUCACUGGGACAACUCCACCUAUUCACACUCAAUCAACAUCUUCAGUAACCGAAUCACUUACAACCCCCUCAGUUGUCACUGAAACAACACCCUCAGUCAUUGUCACUGGGACAACUCCACCUAUUCACACCCAAUCCACAUCUUCAGUGACCGAACAACUUACAACCCCCUCAGUUGUCACUGAAACAACACCCUCAGUCAUUGUCACUGGGACAACCCAACCAAUUCACACCCAAUCAACAUCUUCAGUAACCGAACCACUUACAACCCCCUCAGUUAUCACUGAAACAUCACCCUUAAUCAUUGUCACUGGGACAACUCCACCUGUUAAUACUCAAUCCGUAUCCACAGUAAGCAUUCCACCUACACUACCCAUCAUUGUUACAGAAACUACACCCCCAAUCAUUGUCACUGGGACAACACAACCAAUUAACACCCAAUCCUCAUCUUCAGUAAGCAUUCAACCUACAACCCCCUCAGUUGUUACUGAAACAACACCCUCAGUCAUUGUCACUGGGACAACUCCACCUAUUCACACCCAAUCAACAUCCUCAGUAACCGAACCACUUACGACCCCCUCAGUUAUCACUGAGACAUCACCCUUAAUCAUUGUCACUGGGACAACUCUACCUGUUAAUACCCAAUCCAUAUCCACAAUAAGCAUUCCUCCUACAAAACCCAUCAUUGUUACAGAAACAUCACCCCCAAUCAUUGUCACUGGGACAACUCAACCAAUUAACACCCAAUCCACAUCUUCAAUAACCAAAUCACUUACAACCCCAUCAGUUGUCACUGAAACAUCACCCUUAAUCAUUGUCACUGGGACAACUCCACCUAUUCACACCCAAUCCACAUCUUCAGUAAGCAUUCCACCUACAACCCCCUCAGUUGUCACUGAAACAACACCCUCAGUCAUUGUCACUGAGACAACUUCACCUAUUCACACCCAAUCAACAUCUUCAGUAACCGAACCUCUUACAACCCCCUCAGUUAUCACUGAAACAUCACCCUUAAUCAUUGUCACUGGGACAACUCCACCUGUUAAUACCCAAUCCACAUCCACAGUAAGCAUUACUCCUUCAAAACCCAUCAUUGUUACAGAAACAUCACCCCCAAUCAUUGUAACUGGGACAACUCCACCAAUUAACACCCAAUUCACAUCUUCAAUAACCGAAUCACUUACAACCCCCUCAGUUGUCACUGAAACAUCACCCUUAAUCAUUGUCACUGGGACAACUCCACCUGUUAAUACUCAAUCCGUAUCCACAGUAAGCAUUCCACCUACAAUACCCAUCAUUGUUACAGAAACUACACCCCCAAUCAUUGUCACUGGGACAACACCACCAAUUAACACCCAAUCGUCAUCUUCAGUAAGCAUUCCACCUACAACCCCAUCAGUUGUCACUGAAACAACACCCUCAGUCAUUGUCACUGGGACAACUCCAGCUAUUUACACCCAAUCAACAUCCUCAGUAACCGAACCACUUACGACCCCCUCAGUUAUUACUGAAACAUCACCCUUAAUCAUUGUCACUGGAACAACUCCACCUGUUAAUACCCAAUCCACAUCCACAAUAAGCAUUCCACCUACAAAACCCAUCAUUGUUACAGUAACGUCACCCCCAAUCAUUGUCACUGGGACAACUCCAAUUAACACCCAAUCCACAUCUUCAAUAACCGAAUCACUUACAACCCCCUCAGUUGUCACUGAAACAUCACCCUUAAUCAUUGUCACUGCAACAACUCAACCAAUUAAUACCCAAUCCUCAUCUUCAGUAAGCAUUCCACCUACAACCCCCUCAGUUGUCACUGAAACAACACCCUCAGUCAUUGUCACUGGGACAACUUCAUCGAUUGAAAGCCAAUCAACAUCUUCAGUAACUGAACCACUUACAACCCCCUCAGUUGUAACUGAAACAACACCCUUAAUCAUUGUCACUGAAACAACUCCACCUAUUAACACCCAAUCAACAUCUUCAGUAACCGAACCACUUACAACCCCCUCAGUUAUCACUGAAACAUCACCCUUAAUCAUUGUCACUGGGACAACCCCACCUGUUAAUACUCAAUCCGUAUCCACAGUAAGCAUUCCACCUACAAUACCCAUCAUUGUUACAGAAACUACACCCCCAAUCAUUGUCACUGGGACAACACCACCAAUUAAUACCCAAUCCUCAUCUUCAGUAAGCAUUCCACCUACAACCCCCUCAGUUGUCACUGAAACAACACCCUCAGUCAUUGUCACUGGGACAACUCCACCUAUUCACACCCAAUCAACAUCUUCAGUAACCGAAUCACUUACAACCCCCUCAGUUGUCACUGAAACAUCACCCUUAAUCAUUGUCACUGGAACAACUCCACCAAUUAAUACCCAAUCCUCAUCUUCAGUAAGCAUUCCACCUACAACCCCCUCAGUUGUCACUGAAACAACACCCUUAAUAAUUAUCACUGGAACAACUCCACCUAUUCACACCCAAUCAACAUCUUCAGUAACCGAACCACUUACAACCCCCUCAGUUAUCACUGAAACAUCACCCUUAAUCAUUGUUACUGGGACAACUCCACCUGUUAAUACUCAAUCUGUAUCCACAGUAAGCAUUCCACCUACAAUACCCAUCAUUGUUACAGAAACUACACCCCCAAUCAUUGUCACUGGGACAACACCACCAAUUAACACCCAAUCCUCAUCUUCAGUAAGCAUUCCACCUACAACCCCAUCAGUUGUCACUGAAACAACACCCUCAGUCAUUGUCACUGGACAACUCCACCUAUUCACACCCAAUCAACAUCCUCACAUUCCACCUACAAAACCCAUCAUUGCUACAGUAACGUCACCCCCAAUCAUUGUCACUGGGACAACUCCAAUUAACACCCAAUCCACAUCUUCAAUAACCAAAUCACUAACAACCCCCUCAGUUGUCACUGAAACAUCACCCUUAAUCAUUGUCACUGGAACAACUCAACCAAUUAAUACCCAAUCCUCAUCUUCAGUAAGCAUUCCACCUACAACCCCCUCAGUUGUCACUGAAACAACACCCUCAGUCAUUGUCACUGGGACAACUCCAUCGAUUGAAAGCCAAUCAACAUCUUCAGUAACUGAACCACUUACAACCCCCUCAGUUGUCACCGAAACAACACCCUUAAUCAUUGUCACUGGAACAACUCCACCUAUUAACACCCAAUCAACAUCUUCAGUAACCGAACCACUUACAACCCCCUCAGUUAUCACUGAAACAUCACCCUUAAUCAUUGUCACUGGGACAACUCCACCUGUUAAUACUCAAUCCGUAUCCACAGUAAGCAUUCCACCUACAAUACCCAUCAUUGUUACAGAAACUACACCCCCAAUCAUUGUCACUGGGACAACACCACCAAUUAAUACCCAAUCCUCAUCUUCAGUAAGCAUUCCACCUACAACCCCCUCAGUUGUCACUGAAACAACACCCUCAGUCAUUGUCACUGGGACAACUCCACCUAUUCACACCCAAUCAACAUCUUCAGUAACCGAAUCACUUACAACCCCCUCAGUUGUCACUGAAACAUCACCCUUAAUCAUUGUCACUGGAACAACUCCACCAAUUAAUACCCAAUCCUCAUCUUCAGUAAGCAUUCCACCUACAACCCCCUCAGUUGUCACUGAAACAACACCCUUAAUAAUUAUCACUGGAACAACUCCACCUAUUCACACCCAAUCAACAUCUUCAGUAACCGAACCACUUACAACCCCCUCAGUUAUCACUGAAACAUCACCCUUAAUCAUUGUUACUGGGACAACUCCACCUGUUAAUACUCAAUCUGUAUCCACAGUAAGCAUUCCACCUACAAUACCCAUCAUUGUUACAGAAACUACACCCCCAAUCAUUGUCACUGGGACAACACCACCAAUUAACACCCAAUCCUCAUCUUCAGUAAGCAUUCCACCUACAACCCCAUCAGUUGUCACUGAAACAACACCCUCAGUCAUUGUCACUGGGACAACUCCACCUAUUCACACCCAAUCAACAUCCUCAGUAACCGAACUACUUACGACCCCCUCAGUUAUUACUGAAACAUCACCCUUAAUCAUUGUCACUGGAACAACUCCACCUGUUAAUACCCAAUCCACAUCCACAAUAAGCAUUCCACCUACAAAACCCAUCAUUGCUACAGUAACGUCACCCCCAAUCAUUGUCACUGGGACAACUCCAAUUAACACCCAAUCCACAUCUUCAAUAACCAAAUCACUAACAACCCCCUCAGUUGUCACUGAAACAUCACCCUUAAUCAUUGUCACUGGAACAACUCAACCAAUUAAUACCCAAUCCUCAUCUUCAGUAAGCAUUCCACCUACAACCCCCUCAGUUGUCACUGAAACAACACCCUCAGUCAUUGUCACUGGGACAACUCCAUCGAUUGAAAGCCAAUCAACAUCUUCAGUAACUGAACCACUUACAACCCCCUCAGUUGUCACCGAAACAACACCCUUAAUCAUUGUCACUGGAACAACUCCACCUAUUAACACCCAAUCAACAUCUUCAGUAACCGAACCACUUACAACCCCCUCAGUUAUCACUGAAACAUCACCCUUAAUCAUUGUCACUGGGACAACUCCACCUGUUAAUACUCAAUCCGUAUCCACAGUAAGCAUUCCACCUACAAUACCCAUCAUUGUUACAGAAACUACACCCCCAAUCAUUGUCACUGGGACAACACCACCAAUUAAUACCCAAUCCUCAUCUUCAGUAAUUAUCACUGAAACAUCACCCUUAAUCAUUGUCACUGGGACAACUCCACCUGUUAAUACUCAAUCUGUAUCCACAGUAAGCAUUCCUACAAUACCCAUCAUUGUUACAGAAACUACACCCCCAAUCAUUGUCACUGGGACAAUACCACCAAUUAACACCCAAUCCUCAUCUUCAGUAAGCAUUCCACCUACAACCCCCUCAGUUGUCACUGAAACAACACCCUCAGUCAUUGUCACUGGGACAACUCCACCUAUUCACACCCAAUCAACAUACUCAGUAACUGAACCACUUACAACCCCCUCAGUUAUCACUGAAACAUCACCCUUAAUCAUUGUCACUGGAACAACUCCACCAAUUAAUACCCAAUCCUCAUCUUCAGUAAGCAUUCCACCUACAACCCCCUCAGUUGUCACUGAAACAACACCCUUAAUAAUUGUCACUGGGACAACUCCACCAAUUAACACCCAAUCCACAUCUUCCGUAACCGAACCACUUACAACCCCCUCAGUUGUCACUGAAACUUCACCCUUAAUCAUUGUCACUGGGACAACUCCAUCAGUUAAUACCCAAUCCACAUCUUCAGUAAGCAUUCCACCUACAGAACCUAUCAUUGUUACAGAAACUACACCCCCAAUCAUUGCCACUGGCACAACUCCACCAAUUAACACCCAAUCCUCAUCUUCUGUAAGCAUUCCACCUACAACCCCCUCAGUUGUCACUGAAACAACACCUUCGGUCAUUGUCACUGGGACAACUCCAGCUAUUCACAGUCAAUCAACAUCCUCAGUAACCGAACCACUUACAACCCCCUCAGUUAUCACUGAAACAUCACCCAUAAUCAUUGUCACUGGGACAACUCCACCAAUUAACACCCAAUCCACAUCUUCUGUAACCGAACCACUUACAACUCCCUCAGUUGUCACUGAAACAUCACCCUUAAUCAUUGUCACUGGGACAACUCCACCAAUUAAUACCCAAUCCUCAUCUUCAGUAAGCAUUCACCCAACAACCCCCUCAGUUGUCACUGAAACAACACCUUCGGUUAUUGUCACUGGGACAACUCCAGCUAUCCACAGUCAAUCAACAUCUUCAGUAACCGAACCACUUACAACCCCCUCAGUUAUCACUGAAACAUCACCCUUAAUCAUUGUCACUGGGACAACUCCACCUGUUAAUACCCAAUCCACAUCUUCAGUAAGCAUUCCACCUACAGAACCCAUCAUUGUUACAGAAACUACACCCCCAAUCAUUGUCACUGGGACAACUCCACCAAUUAACACCCAAUCUACAUCUUCAGUAAGCAUUCCACCUACAGGACCCAUCAUUGUUACAGAAACUACACCCCCAAUCAUUGUCACUGGGACAACUCCACCAAUUAACACCCAAAAUACACCGCUUGCAACCUCAGCUUUAGUCACUGAAACCAAGCCUUCACUCACCGAAACUGUGACACCACCUUGUUACUGUGAGAUAAGCACUGUGCGGUAUACUCCAGGUCAAAUAAUCUACACAGUUGCAGACAAAGAAGGCUGUGAAUAUUAUGCAGAAUGCAGCAGCCAGUGCACAACAGUAAGAUAUGUAGGGGAUUGCACCACCCCCAACAAACCCACAACUUCAUCAUCAACACCGUCCCCAACAACUACACUGCCAACAACACCACCUCCACCUGAAGAAACCACUUCUACAGUAUCCACUCCAAGCGUAACAACUAGUCCUGUUCCCAGCACUACAUGUAUUAUGUACAUGCCAGGAACAACACCUGCAGAAUACCCAACAACUACACCAUUUAUACCUGAAACCACAAACUCAGGCUUGGAUUCGAUAACAACACCACAAGGGGAACCAUAUUCGGAAAAAUCUGUAACAAUUAAUGAACUCGGCACUCCAGCUUAUCCAACUUGCGACUGCAGGAUACCAACUUGCAACCCGGGGUAUCAUGCUGCUGUUUCCUCAAGGAAGAAUUCCUACUGCCCCCAACUUUCAUGUGUGAAAGAAUCUGUCUGUGUCGUGGGAAAUGAAGUAUACCAUCAAGGGUCGAUUGUUCCACAAUCCAAUGUGUGCCAAACAUGCAAAUGUUCUUCUCAAAAAGACAAAAAAUCACAGUUCUAUGCUGUCAAAUGCCAACCAAUAGUUUGUAACAAAAACUGUAAGAAGGGCUACGUUUACCAAACAAAAGCAGGUGCCUGCUGUGGAGAAUGUGUCGCCUUAGAAAAGCCAAAAUCAGCCUGCUCAAUGAAGGGAAGCAAUGGUAUGAAGAUAAACAUUGAGAUUGGACAUUCAUAUUAUCCUACAAGUAACAGAUGUGUCUACUAUGAAUGCGAUCAGCUAGAUGACCAACCUAUCUUGACCAAAGUAAAACAGAUCUGCCAGCAGUUAGACAUCUCCAGAUGUGAACCGAAUACACUAAAAACAGAUGAAAAUGGAUGUUGUCAGACAUGUACAUAUAAGGCAGAGGAAACAUGUAGUGCACGGAAAAUCAAGAAGGUCCUAAGGGAUGGCAGCUGCUCACUGGACGUGGAACUUACAUACUGUGGUGGCCCCUGUAUGAAAGGAAUUAAUGAUUCUCAAACAUUAGAAGGAGUUGAUCAAGGAUGUAGCUGCUGCAGACAAAAGAAAACACAACAAAAGGCUGUAAAACUUGUUUGUCCUGAUAGAACAUUCAAGAGCUAUACUUACACUGAUGUGGUAGAAUGUGGAUGUGCAAGUUCUGUUUGCAGUGCUUCAACAUCCAGAGAAAAUAAUUCAGAUAUGUCAGGAGAAGUUGGUCCAAAACCUUCUGGAGAUGCUUCUCGAGGAACAUCAGGAGAAGCUGAUUCAAAACAUUCUGGAGAGAAUGAUCCAAAACAUUCAAGAGAUGCUGCUCCAAAAACAUCAGGAGAAGCUGAUUCAAAACAUUCAGGAGAGAUUGAUUCAAAACAUUCAAGAGAUGCUGCUCCAGAAACAUCAGGAGAAGCUGAUUCAAAACAUUCAGGAGAGAUUGAUUCAAAACAUUCAAGAGAUGCUGCUCCAGAAACAUCAGGAGAAGCUGAUUUGAAACAUUCAGGAGAGAUUGAUCCAAAACAUUCAGGAGAGAUUGACACAAAACUUUUAAGAGAUGCUGCUCCAGAAACAUCACGAGAAGCUGAUUCAAAACAUUCAGGAGAGAUUGAUCCACAAAACCUUCAAGAGAUUGAUCAAAAACCUUCAAAAGAUGCUGCUCCAGAAACAUCAGGAAAAGCUGAUUCAACACAUUCAGGAGAGAUUGAUCCACAAAACCUUCAAGAGAUGCUUCACCAAUAGCAUAAGGAGAAGAUGAUCCAAGAACACCAAGAGAAACCAAUCUAAAACCAGAGGAAGUUGAUUUAGGAAAAAACAGAAAUACCGCACCAUUAGGAUACAUGAUAAUAAUUCUGUUAAUGCCAUUUGUGCCUGCCACAUAGUUAUAUCCAGUAAAACAAAUUCUAAUAUUUUUUCUCCUAGAAGCUGUCAGUAGUAAAGAUUUUCUAAAUGAUAUAAUUUUGUGGUUAUCUAUAUAUCACACCAGCAAAAGGCUUCUAUUGUGGACAGUGUAUAAUGCUGCUUCUUUCUAUUAAAAAAAAAUUAAGUAGACAAUAAUAAACAUGAUUAUGAAAAGCAA